Symbiodinium sp. CCMP2456 is the source of this 2529-nucleotide messenger RNA. NCBI's taxonomy places the organism in Eukaryota, Dinophyceae, Suessiales, Symbiodiniaceae. The record is from the annotation of a GenBank genome assembly.
AUGGCGAGACAACCAGAUGAAGUUCCAAUUUUGUGUCCUGACACCGACGUAGAGGCAGCAUCGAGCGCAGACGGCAGUCGACACCAGGAAUGCAGGACUUUGCAGUCAUGCGAUUCUCCCAGUCCUAAGGUGCUUCGACGAGCGGUGCUUGCAGCGGUGUCGCUAUCCGCCUUGGCUCUCAUAUUCUUUGUCGGGAUUGCAGUUUCUGGACCCCCGAUGCACCACACGGCAACCAACGCUGAACGCGAUCUGCAAGCAGUAGGCCUGGAUGAGUUCACCGCAGAAGCUUCGUCGGGAACCGAGCUGGACUCGGAAAGUGAUGCAGCAGGCACGGCAGACAUGGCUCCCAUUGAUGCCGCCGCCGACGCUUCCCAAGUUGAUGCUUCCGACCCAGCAGUGGUUGAGGAUGCGACAGACUCUCUUCAGGAUGGUGCAGCCGUUGCUGGAUCCUCACCGGAGGUUCUGCCAGGCGACAUGCAGACUUCUGUGUCUGAUAAUGCUGACCCGGAAGUCGUGGGAGAUGCGCCAGACGCUGUCGAGCUCGAGGGCGGUGCAAGUGAUGUUGGAUCUACAUCGGAGCUUCUGCCAGGCGAAAUGCAGACUUCUGAGUCUGAUGCUGCGGACCCAGAAGUCGUUGGAGAUGCGACAGACGCUGUCGAGCUCGAGGGCGGUGCAAGUGAUGUUGGAUCUGCAUCGGAGGUUCUGCCAGGAGAAAUGCAGACUUCUGAGUCUGAUGCUGCGGACCCAGAAGUCAUUGGAGAUGCGACAGACGCUGUCGAGCUCGAGGGCGGUGCAAGUGAUGUUGGAUCUGCAUCGGAGGUUCUGCCAGGAGACAUGCAGACCUGGAUGUCUGGUCACCCAGAUGGCACAGUUGACGCUGGUUCCUCGGAGGUUCUGCCGGGCGAUAUGCAGACUUGGAUGUCUGGUGGCUCAGAAGCUGCCUUGUCCCACGAACUCCACGCUGGUUCCAGUGAGGUGUCUGAUGUUGGCAGCGUCCCACUGGACUGCACCGGCCGGCCCGAGAUGUGGGACUCAUCGAAGCGCGGUUGGUGCUGUGGCAUUCCUGGCAUCCACUGCGGGAGCACCGUCGUGAUUCAUCACCAUGUGGUUGUACCCUAUCAUUGCGAUGCUGGCUACUCCCAUUGGUCAAAUGCUUGGAGCAGUGCCAAGCAGGACUUCUGUUGCCAACAUUCUGGUCGAGGUUGUCAGGCUUAUCAUUGUCGAGAAGGCUUUGAGACCUCGUACAGCACUUGGUCUUCCGCUAAGCGGGCAUAUUGCUGUGCGCAUCAUCAGAUGGGGUGCAAAGUCAUGAACUAUGACUGCUCAGCUGACAAGUCUCACUGGCAGCACAAGUGGACCGAUCACAAGAAGUCUUGGUGCUGCAAGACAGUGGGCAAGGGAUGCCCAAAGACUUACAGUUGCACGACCAGUGCAGUGAACAAGCCAAGCACCUGGGCUCAGGAGCGACAGGAUUGGUGUUGCCUGCAGUACGGCGUGGGCUGCCCACACUACUCCGCGCCGUACGAGUGCAAGGGUGGCACUGCCGACCUACUUGGGUGGUCAAAAGGCCGGCGAGACUGGUGCUGCAAGCACUAUCAACGCGGAUGUGCGAAGGAUCUUGUUACAAAGCCGUUCGAUUGUUCUGCCGGACUCGCUGAUUCGAAGACGCUCUGGCCCAAGAGCAAGAAGGAAUGGUGCUGUCACCAUGAGAAACGUGGCUGCGCGGACUCUCUUUUGGGCGGGAGUUUUGACUGCGACGAUGGCUUCGACAACUGGCAGAGGGGGUGGUCUCCCUCGAAAAAGGAGUGGUGCUGUGCGCAGGAAAGCAAAGGUUGUGCGGAGCAUUUCACCUGCGAGCGAUCGAGAGAAGACGAGUGGUCUGAAGCCGAGCGGGACUACUGUUGCGACAAGUUCCACUACGGCUGCAGGACGGAGCCGGAGCCGGCCAAGGUCUUUGAUUGCAAAGCCGGGUAUGAGGAUUGGGAGCAUCUUUGGCCUCCUGCAAAGCAGGAAUGGUGCUGCAACGGCUACGGACGUGGUUGUCCCGUCUCUGAGCCUUUUGACUGCCAAGCUGGCCUGUCCAACUGGCAUGCCGGGUGGUCUGACAACAAGAAGGAUUACUGCUGUCACAAGCAUGAGCUUGGAUGCGACAGUGAUGAAGGUGAGUCCAUAGGAUCCAUGCAGAUUGACUGCACAUCAGACUACAUCAAUUGGCCGAAGUGGUCAUCUGGCAAGAAGUUGUACUGCUGUGACAAGUACAGUCUGGCAUGUGAGGGAGACGUUCUCCACGUUCAUCAUGUGAUGGGUACGGUGGACCAUAUACAUGCAGAGCCUUAUGACUGCGUGGCUGGGUUCGACAACUGGCAUCGUGGUUGGUCCAGGCACAAGAAAGGAUACUGCUGCGACAAAUACGGGCUCGGAUGCUCGCACGGCUACAUGGGUGGACUUGGCUGGCACGAUUUACAUGCCACGCCUGGUCGUGUGUCAGUCACGACAGUACAUCACCACCACAUCCAUGUUCACAGCUAG